Messenger RNA from Aspergillus homomorphus CBS 101889, 421 nucleotides. RefSeq lists its product as uncharacterized. The record is from RefSeq and is a predicted model, not a curated record. Lineage: Eukaryota; Fungi; Ascomycota; Eurotiomycetes; Eurotiales; Aspergillaceae. The coding region runs from base 115 to 375 and encodes 86 amino acids. The transcript has 2 exons.
UCAUGGAUUAUACCUCUGGACUCGGUAAUCCUGAUGUGACUCCGAUUCACUUUUUGUUUCGGGAUUGGUUGUGGGAUCCUUACAGGGUCUGCAACUUGAUCAGGUUAUGAUUACAUGCUGCUGGUCGCAUGCUGCCUGCUAUUAUUCGUACUAAUAGCGACACUAAACGGAUCUUCCUUCGCUCUCUUUCUCCUCACCCUUCUCUUUUCUUCAUCUACACCUCCUCCUCCUCCCCCUCCCCCACUCCCCCCAAUCUUCUUUUCACUACUUAGUACUUUGUCUUCUUUUUUUUUAUUUCCCUCUUCUAAUCUUCUUCCUCUGAUCAACUUUUCCCCCCCUCCCUCCUUUCUCCCCCACCCCUCUCUCCCUCUUUAGUCUGGCCUGUCCUGAUCAUUCCUUCAGGUUAUCCACCCGUGCCUCU